This is a messenger RNA of Pseudonaja textilis, 1290 nucleotides long. RefSeq names its product cadherin-1-like. Gene Ontology annotation, molecular function: hydroxyisourate hydrolase activity; beta-catenin binding; cadherin binding. Gene Ontology annotation, cellular component: flotillin complex; cytoplasm; membrane. NCBI's taxonomy places the organism in Eukaryota, Metazoa, Chordata, Lepidosauria, Squamata, Elapidae. Gene Ontology annotation, biological process: cell morphogenesis; purine nucleobase metabolic process; synapse assembly. The record is from RefSeq and is a predicted model, not a curated record.
CCUGCGAGCCACUUGGCCACAACGGAGGGCAGAGGAAGAGGACGAUGGGCUGCCUGGGGAUCGUGCUGCUGCUUGGCCUCACCUUCUUCCUUCAGGAGGGUCUGUCUGCUCAGGCGGAGGGGCUGCUCUUCCGAGGAUCUGGGCCUGGCCUGAGGCGGCAGAAGAGAGACUGGGUCAUCCCUCCGAUUCUUUGCUCUGAGAAUGAGAGGGGGCCUUUCCCCAAGAACCUGGUGCAGAUCAAGUCCAGCAAAGACAAAGAAAGCAUCGUCUACUACAGCAUCACCGGGCAGGGGGCCGACAUCCCUCCGGUCGGCACCUUCAUCAUCGAGAGGGAAACCGGCAUGCUGAAGGUGACCCGCCCACUAGACAGGGAGAAGAUUCCCCGCUACGUGAUGCUUUGCCACGCGGUGUUAGCCAAUGGCCAGACAGCAGAGGACCCCAAGGAGAUCAUCAUCAAUGUUGGCGACCAGAAUGACAACCGUCCAGUGUUCACCCAGAGGGUCUUCGAAGGGUCCGUGGAAGAGGGAGCUAAACCAGGGACAUCGGUGAUGACAGUGACGGCCACGGAUGCAGAUGACGCCAUAGACUCCUAUAAUGGCGUCAUCACUUACUCCAUCCUCAGCCAGGAGCCGGAGCCGGAAAAACAGAGGUUCACCAUCAAUAAGGAAACUGGCCUGAUCAGCGUGGUUGUGUCUGGUCUGGACCGAGAGAAAGCCCCCAAGUACACUCUGAUUGUGCGAGCCGCGGACCUGGCGGGGCAAGGCCUUUUCUCCACUGCAACCGCAGUGAUCCAGGUUGCCAACUCCAGCGAGGGCCACCACACUUCCCUGAGCGUCCAUGCGCUGAAUGUGCUCACUGGCCUCCCUGCCACUGGCCUGGGCGUGCACCUCUCUCAGCUCCGAGACUCCAAUCAGGCCUGGAUGGAGCUCAUGACAAGCGCGACCAGCACGGAUGGGCGCAUGGACAGGAGCCCACUGGCCUCCCUGCAGCUGGAGAGUGGCACCUACAAGCUGCGCUUUGCCACGGGGGAGUACUGGCAGCAGCAGGGCCUCAGCAGCUUCUACCCUUACGUGGAGGUUGUCUUCACCAUCACAAAGGCCGAACGGAAGGUGCACGUCCCGCUGCUGCUCAGCCCCUACUCCUACGCAACCUACCGGGGGAGCUAGUGCCAGAGCUGCGGCUUCCCUCAGGGCGGGGCUGCUGUGGGAUCCUGGGCCGUCCAGAUGGGGCUGCCCCCAAGGCCAGCUGUGACGCUACUCAGGGUGGGCCUAAUAAAAGAUCUACCUUGAA